Stereum hirsutum FP-91666 SS1 is the source of this 915-nucleotide messenger RNA. RefSeq lists its product as uncharacterized. Lineage: Eukaryota; Fungi; Basidiomycota; Agaricomycetes; Russulales; Stereaceae. The transcript has a single exon. Bases 1 to 915 code for a protein of 304 amino acids. The record is from RefSeq and is a predicted model, not a curated record.
AUGCAGGUCAAGCACACGCGCCGCCGUCCGUCUCGCUCAUCUUCUCGACACCGUCGUCCUCGUUGCUCUGUGCCUGCUGCGAUAGACUGCCUAUUCCACCACCCCGAUGCGAAGUCCUCCUUCAAAAUUGCGCAACGGAUUGCUCGUAGGUCGGGAUCGAGAGGUGAUGCCAAGACGACCCAUUUAGCUGCGUCACCCAAAUUGUCGUGCUCUGAGCUUGAGCCUGGAGGUGUCAGCGUAAAUGGCGUGUCCGCAAAUAAGCCUUCGGUGCGUCCAUUCUUCACAGCUUCCGCACAGGGUGCGACGACUGACAGCCAUAUGAAGCCUCUUUCGUUACCUGCCAUCGGGCGUACCAUAUAUAACAGCUUGCCAUCGUUGCCCACUGUAGGACGCACGAUAUACGACGUGACUAAACCUGCUGCUCUUGGGAUUCAAAACAACGAGAACUUGGGAGGACGUGCAGCUCUUGGGUCUGACGACGAAACUGACACGGACUUGCGAAAAUGGAUGACAAGCUGGGAGCGGCGACUGAUCGCUGAUAUGGAUCCUGAGGAACAGAAGCGCUCUGCCACUGUCCAACUGGCUCUCCAGGAGGCUUCCAGGAAAAUGAAGGCUCACUGGCAGGUCCGACACUCCUCGACUAGCGAACAACGCAACACGACGGAGACCGAGGACCCGGAGGAUCCGUCCUGCGAUUCCUCGAGCUGGUCGAUGGUCUCCUCGUGGUCGUGUACACGGUCCACUUCGUGGAGUACGGCUAGCUCGGACUGUAGCAAUCUGGAGUCGUCCUGUUCAGAGUCUAGCGAGCGUAGCAGCAGCCUCUGGGGAGACAUGUCCGACCGUCUUAGAGUGGAGUAUACCACUACGAAACUGUUCGACGACUUUAUUAAUGCGGAGGCUUACCAGGAAUGUUAA